UUAAAAAAUAAUUUUAAAUGGGGUGGUGGUGAGGGGCCCACUUUCUCAUUCUCUCUCUCUCUCUCUCUCUCUUCGAUCUUCUGUUUCUUUAAUUCAACUGAGAAAUCGGAAAUCUAAAGCAGCCAAGAUUCUCUCCUCUUCUUCCAAUUUUUUUUUUUUAAUUUUAAAAUUAUUUUUGCAGUGAAAAAAAAAACGAUAAGAAUGAAAUUGUUGUUGUUGUUGGUGUCGGUGUCGGUGUCGGUGUUGGUUAAUGUCGUUCCGGCAGCAGUUGGCUUUAAGGUUUCACAGGAGACGGUCUCCUCCUUCUCCACCGCUUCCAACUUGCUACUCCGCCGCUCCUCCGCUUCCUCCACGUGACGCUUCUUCCUCUUCUUCCGCCCUCAUGUCUCCCGAAAUUUCGAUGCUCAUCCGCCGAGCUGCUGUCAUUUUCACGCUCCUCACACUUUCCGCUUUGCUUCUUUACACUGCUACCGAUUCCCUCCGUUCGUCGUCCGUUUCCCUUUCUUCUUCCUCUUUCGCUCGGAUUUUCCCUUCUUCUUCUCCGAAGAAUCCCACGCAACAGCUUGAACAAGUUUUGGAGCAUGCUUCCAUGGUGAACAAGACUGUUAUUUUAACGACUUUAAAUGAUGCCUGGGCGAGUCCCAAUUCAGUUGUUGACCUUUUCCUUAAAAGCUUUAAGCUUGGAGAUGGCACACAUAGGCUUUUGGACCAUUUGGUGAUCAUUGCCUUGGAUCAAAAGGCAUAUAAUCGUUGUCGAAUUGUACAUAAGCAUUGCUUUGCUCUUGUCACUGAGGACGUUGAUUUUCAUCAAGAAGCAUACUUUAUGACCCCACACUACCUGAAGAUGAUGUGGAGAAGGAUUGAUUUCCUACGAUCUGUCCUCCAGUUGGGUUAUAGUUUUGUCUUCACGGAUGCUGAUAUCAUGUGGUUUAGGGAUCCAUUUCCACGUUUCUUUCCAGAUGCUGAUUUCCAGAUUGCAUGUGACAAUUUUUUGGGCAGACCUGAUGAUUUGAAUAACAGACCCAAUGGGGGAUUUAACUAUGUAAAGUCUAAUAAUCGGUCCAUAGCAUUCUACAAAUUCUGGUAUUCUUCACGUGAAACUUAUCCAGGAUAUCACGAUCAGGAUGUUCUCAAUAUGAUCAAGUUUCAUCCUUUCAUCUCAGAUAUUGGACUGAAAAUUAGAUUUUUGGAUACUGCUUAUUUCGGUGGUCUUUGUGAACCUAGCAAAGAUAUGAAUGUAGUAUGCACAAUGCAUGUAAAUUGCUGUUAUGGUAUGGAUAGCAAGCUUCAUGAUCUUAAAAUUAUGCUUCAAGACUGGAGAGCUUUCAUGUCGUUGCCACCGGAUCUGAAGAAUGAAUCUAUUAUCUCCUGGAGGGUCCCUCAGAAUUGCAGGUACUCUUGCUGUCUAAAUCUGGAAUAUUUGUUUUUGUCUUUCUAUCAUACUAUGCAUUGUAAGUUAAUAUGAUCUGGAACUUUUUCCUCAAAAUGGUUUCUCAGUUCUUUCAACUGUAUUACAGUCUCAGUUCUUUACGCCAUUUUGAUUCACCCCCUCCUGAGAUGGAUGUUCACCAAGAGGAAGAAGAUUGAUUGGAAAUGU
Messenger RNA from Durio zibethinus, 1597 nucleotides. RefSeq lists its product as uncharacterized. The record is from RefSeq and is a predicted model, not a curated record. Lineage: Eukaryota; Viridiplantae; Streptophyta; Magnoliopsida; Malvales; Malvaceae.